UCCAAUUCUACCAGAGAUAUGAGUUGUAAUUCGUGUGUUCAAGAUGGAGGUUGCGAGUUCCGUGGCUUUCCUUCGAAGUGUCACUGCGGCUUAGACGUUGUCAUUCUCACAUCGAAGACGAAGCAGAACCCAGGGAGACCGUUCUUCCGUUGUCCAACCUUGAAUGAUGGCCAUUUGUUUAAAUGGGUUGAAGAUUGUGUCUACGAAGAGGUUGUAGACGCUAAGCCGAAAAUCUCCAGCAUUGACAAUGAAAUAAACGCAGCCAAAUGUGAGGUUUCAGUCGAGAUUGCAGAGUUAAAGUGUAUGAUCAAUGAAUUGAAGGAAGAUGGAACGUGGAGCAAAAGAGAAAUUAAGAGAAUCAAAUUGUGGUUGGUCUGCAUUUGUUUAACUGUCACUGCAAUUGUUCUCCUAAUGUUGUAUACUUCCAAAAACCAGAAACUUAUGCUAGGUUACUAGUUUCUUUGUUAUUUGGUAUGUGUUUUAGUUGUUUGGUCUUUGUGUUUAUCUUUUGUUCAUGUUGUGUCUUGCUGUAAUGAAAUGCUAGUUUGGCUUUGUCUUGUUUGUGUGUUCUGCCCCUUGUGGUAAUGAAAAUACAAAUUUGUC
Messenger RNA from Arabidopsis arenosa, 603 nucleotides. NCBI's taxonomy places the organism in Eukaryota, Viridiplantae, Streptophyta, Magnoliopsida, Brassicales, Brassicaceae. The record is from the annotation of a GenBank genome assembly.